Molecule: messenger RNA, 2848 nt
Organism: Electrophorus electricus (electric eel)
Lineage: Eukaryota; Metazoa; Chordata; Actinopteri; Gymnotiformes; Gymnotidae
Gene: kcnj3b
Product: potassium inwardly rectifying channel subfamily J member 3b
Biological process (GO): regulation of monoatomic ion transmembrane transport; potassium ion import across plasma membrane
Cellular component (GO): plasma membrane
Molecular function (GO): G-protein activated inward rectifier potassium channel activity
Source: RefSeq, a predicted model, not a curated record
AUAAAUGUUUGUGUUUGUGAUAGCCCUGUUUUACUUCAUAUUAAUUAUAAAUUGGAUGACAUAGUACAGUACUUAAACACGACUUUAAAAGACAGGGAGAGUAGCCCGUAUCGUCUUCACAUUUUAUGUAGAUAAAGAGAACUAUCUCGUGUUUCUCUACUAUCUAUCAAUAGCGUAAUAAAUUGGAUGAAUGUGCUCAUAGCACUGACCUAUCUAAUAUUAAUUGCAAAUUAAAUUGCAGAGUACAAUAUUGAAUCACCCUUGACAAAAUAGAGAAUUGAGUGUAUCCAUCAUCAAGGACACAUGUGCUCACCCCCUCCCCACCGUCGCUUCCUCCUCCGAGAAGUUUCUCAUAUAUGCCGGGGUGGCUUGAACUGCGCAGGAGAGCAGCAUUGCGCAGGAUGCAUGAAGAGAGAGAACACGGCGGAGCUAACAUGUCUCGAUAAAGUGUACUAAAGCUCUCCUGAACAUCGUGACAAAUAAAGUUGUACCGGACAUUGUGAACGUUGACCGCGUCUAUUCGUCAGGUCAGUGGCUCCAACCCCCCUUUUGGAAAGCCUCGCGCGGCAGCAGACUGCACCAAGCUGGUGUGAGAGCGCGGUUUCUUCCGCGGUGUACCGGCUGUGUUGCGUCUGUCUACCUGUUUCCAAGCAUCUCCUACGGUGCUCUGCUGAUGGAGAACUGAAAGUCGAUACCGAAUCUGCUUCAUCGUGUCCCAUGAGAGGCGCGCUAUAGACGCGCACUGGAGAAAACUCCGGUCCACAGUUGAGGAGGUCGCCGCUGGCGCCCGUGGGAGGAAGCCCGCACUCACGAAUCCAAACGCGCUCUCGCUCGCAACACCGAACCGCUCGUUCCGACAGUUGCUUUCAUUUAUAACUUUUUUAGCGUAUUUGUUAGAAAUGUGGGGAGGUAGGCGUUUGCGCGUGAUGUCUGAAUAAACCAGUAAACAUUGGUUAUACACAGGAACAAGAACAUUUUGGAGGUUCUGCCGUGUUCAACUUAAUUGGCAACACGAUGUCAGCGUUACGGAAGAAAUUUGGGGACGAUUAUCAAGUGGUGACCACAUCUUCCAGCGGCGGGGGAUUUAACCAGGGCGCGCCCGAGAAAAAGAAAAAGCGCCAACGUUUUGUAGACAAGAACGGGCGCUGCAACGUCCAGCACGGGAACCUCGGGGGAGAGACGAGCCGAUACCUCUCUGACCUCUUCACCACACUGGUUGACCUGAAAUGGCGCUGGAAUCUGUUCAUCUUCAUUCUCACCUACACGGUGGCCUGGCUGUUCAUGGCCUCGAUGUGGUGGGUCAUUGCCUUUAUUCGUGGGGACCUAAAUCAAGCCCACGACGACAAGUAUACGCCAUGCGUCGCCAAUGUGUACAACUUCCCAUCGGCCUUCCUUUUCUUCAUCGAGACCGAAGCGACUAUAGGCUACGGUUACCGCUACAUCACAGACAAAUGCCCCGAAGGCAUCAUUCUGUUCCUCUUCCAGUCUAUCCUAGGCUCUAUCGUUGACGCCUUCCUAAUCGGGUGUAUGUUUAUAAAGAUGUCCCAGCCAAAGAAACGGGCAGAGACGCUAAUGUUCAGCGAACACGCUGCUAUCUCCAUGCGAGACGGCAAGAUGACCCUUAUGUUUCGCGUGGGGAACCUGCGCAACAGUCAUAUGGUCUCCGCGCAAAUACGCUGCAAACUACUCAAAUCUCGUCAGACCCCUGAGGGUGAGUUCUUGCCCCUGGACCAGCUGGAGCUGGAUGUGGGUUUCAGCACGGGCGCAGACCAGCUCUUCCUGGUGUCCCCUCUUACCAUCUGCCAUGUGAUCGACUCAAAGAGCCCCUUCUACGACCUCUCUCUCCGAUCCAUGCAGACCGAGCAAUUUGAGAUUGUUGUAAUCCUGGAAGGCAUUGUGGAGACCACAGGUAUGACGUGCCAAGCUCGGACCUCGUACACAGAGGACGAGGUUCUGUGGGGCCAUCGCUUCUUCCCAGUCAUCUCACUGGAGGAGGGCUUCUUCAAGGUGGACUACUCCCAGUUCCAUGGCACUUUCGAGGUGCCCACGCCUCCCCACAGUGUGAAGGAGCAGGAAGACAGCUUGCUCCUGUCCUCGCCCCUCACCGCCCCCUCACUCUGCCCCAGCACAGUGGGCCUGACCGAGGGCAGUGGCACGCUGGAAGGCCUGGAGGUCCAGAGUGACGCAGAGACUGGCUCUGUUAACAUGGCUGCCCCACUCACCAACACCAAGCUCCCUGCCAAGCUGCAGAAGCUGACAGGCAGGGAUGGGGGGCGGGACGGAAUGCCCCGGAAGUUGCUCCGCAUGAGCUCUGAGAUCACCUACAACCUGGGAGACCUGCCUGUCAAACUGCAGCGAAUCAGCUCGGCGCCGGGUGUGGCCGAGGAGAGGCUGCCGCCCAUCAGCUCACUUCUCAGCCCCACAGAGGACAAGCUGCCUGCCAAGCUGGGACUGAUGGGCGGGAUCGAACCCAUUAGCCAAUCGGUGACAGACCUGCCCCCCAAGUUGCAGCGGUUGGCUGGAGGGAUAGGUGGAGGUGGGGUUGGAAUAGGAGGAAGAAUGGAUGGUCACUUGCCUCCCAAACUCAGAAAGAUGAACUCUGAGAGGUUUACAGGGUUAAGUCUGAAAUGAACUGACAUAUGUUCAGCUACUCACUUACCUCCUUUGUAAUGAGAUCUGAUUUAAAUGGACAAUAAUGUUAUAUAGGGAACAUUUUAUAUAUGAAUAUCAUAUUAACUUGAUAUUCCUCAGCACAGUCUGGCAUGUCGGGUUUUUCUCCCACAAUGAGCAUGAAAUAAGGACACAUAUUUAACUAAUAAUUAAUAAAUACAUUAUCAGUGUUGAAGGA